AUGGGGCCGGAAAAAUCGUCGCCGAAUUCGGUCAUAGGUCCGAGAGACGGCAAGGUGUCCAGUGGUGGGAACAUCGUGCUGUUGCUGGAGUACAGUCUGCUGAAGAUGAGACAGAAUGACGAUUGGCAGCUCGGGCCCGUCUGGGAGAUGUCGUUCAGCAUCUCCGUGGGGCACGUGAAGAUGAGCGCCGACGAGCUGGCCGAGAAUGUCAAGGCGACCGAGACCGCACUCCUGGGGUGCAUCGGAAAGAGAUGGGAGACCAUCAACGCCCUGAGCCUCAAGUCGACCAUGGGACCCGCGUUCAAAUUACUUGCCGACGUGGUUCAGGAGAGUGAGGAAGAGUCAACAACCUCUGCGACAGAGCCUGAACCAGAACCGGAGUUACCUACGCCACCGAAUUCGGCUUUGCUGCAAAGGAUCGGCGAGGAGGAGCUGUACGAAUGCGUCAACGCUGUGCUCGGCGCGGCGGCCAAGAAACGCCGCAGAUUCCUGGAGAUGGUCGACCUGCUGGUCUUGCUCAAGGACUACGACUUCAAGAAGUACAAGCGUCUUAAAGGCGUCAUCAAGCUGCCGCACGUUGUAAAGCCGACCUUUCGGGGCUGCAUGAUCGGCUACAACGCAGACAGAAAAGAAGCCAGGGCCUGCAACCUUGACUUCAUAUCUGUCGACGAAGUCAUGCAGCUGAAGGGGCGGCCCACAGCGAUUAAAAAGCUCGCGGCGAGGUACGACGCCUUCUUUGCGCCCAAAGAUUAUUAUCUACUGAGAGAUCUCAACAAGCUCUUGGAACAAAAUUUCAAAAAGGAGAGGAAGUGCAUCACGCCGGUUCCGCUGUACAUGGAGUUGGACGUGAAGGUGUGCGAGCUCAGGAGAAGCACCAGGCUGUGGAUGAGGAGGGAGCUGUCGUUCGGCAUCUCCGUGGGCCAUGUGAAGAUGAGUGCCGACGAGCUGGCCGAGAACGUCACGGUGACUGUGAACGAAGUCCUGAAGCGACUCAAGAAAGGAUGGGAGAACGUGCGCGGGCUGAGCGUCAAGUCCUCCAUGGGGCCCAUUUGCAAACUCUACUGA
Dermacentor silvarum is the source of this 1065-nucleotide messenger RNA. RefSeq names its product 60S ribosomal protein L10a-2-like. The transcript has 7 exons. NCBI's taxonomy places the organism in Eukaryota, Metazoa, Arthropoda, Arachnida, Ixodida, Ixodidae. The coding region runs from base 1 to 1065 and encodes 354 amino acids. The record is from RefSeq and is a predicted model, not a curated record.